Messenger RNA from Porites lobata, 471 nucleotides. Lineage: Eukaryota; Metazoa; Cnidaria; Anthozoa; Scleractinia; Poritidae. The record is from the annotation of a GenBank genome assembly.
AUGAUCAGUCAUGUAAACACGUUAACAUCGUCUCUCCUCUCCAUGUUAUGUCAGAUUAGUAGGGUCAGACACCCGUUUACUAAACCUGUCUUGUCAACUAUUUUGAAUUCUCUUUUUUAUAGCAAACUUUUUUACUGUUCCACUGUCUGGGCAGGCACCUUAAAGCAAAAUUUACACAAGUUACAAUUAGUGCAAAACUUCGCAGCCCGCGUAUUAAGAGAUACCAAAAAGUUUGAUCACAUCUCGCCUGUUCUUCCGAAAUUAGGGUGGCCCUCCAUCAAAGAUCAGCUAUUAGUCCGUGAUACUACCCAAGUAUACAAAAUUGUUAAUGGCCUCGCCCCGUUGUACCUGAGUAGUAAACUCAGUAAGCGAUCAGAUACACACCACUACAACACGAGGAAAAGGGACAAUCUAAAUCUCCCUCUAUGCAGAACAGUUACCGCGCAACGGUCAUUUUACUAUCGCGCUGUA